This is a messenger RNA of Manihot esculenta (cassava), 1350 nucleotides long. RefSeq lists its product as uncharacterized. The transcript has a single exon. The record is from RefSeq and is a predicted model, not a curated record. Bases 447 to 1148 code for a protein of 233 amino acids. NCBI's taxonomy places the organism in Eukaryota, Viridiplantae, Streptophyta, Magnoliopsida, Malpighiales, Euphorbiaceae.
CAUUUGCAUAAUCUACAGCCUUUUUUUUUAACAGAUUGUGAUUUGUGAUAAAUUGAAUAACACCUCCCAGUUAAAUGGUUCUUCCUUGUCCUCUCUGGAUUGGUUCCUUCUUAGCCGGCCUUUAACCCGACUUACAGAGCAACGAUCUCUCCAUUCUUUGCUUUUUUAUUUGCGGAUUCACUUCAAUUUUUUUUUAUUGAAUUCUACAUUGUUUGCGUGGUAAUUUCCUUUGUUGUUGCUGCACAUCUGGCCACCGACAACUAUUUCCAUUCACCUCGAAGAGUUCGUGAAUUUUUUCCCUGUUCCUUCUUUUUGACGAGGUGGGUCAAUCUGACUUUGGCUCUAGAUUGGUGGGUUUAAUUUCCUUUUGUGUUUGGAUUGGUUAAGAUCGGUGGAUUUUGUGUUGAGGAUUGAGUUUCAUUCAAAUUUUCUGGGUUUGAUUUGAAAUGGUCUAUUUCCAUAGCUCAAUCUCGGUCUGCAACUCCGUCGACCAAUCAACAAAACUCAUGGCAAAUUCUGUGAAUUUCAAUGAGUUGAAUUCAAAAUCUAGACAUAUUAAUCAUGUGCACAAGAUCAGAAAGACGAAUAAUCACUCAAAUUGUGCUAGUAUACCUGUUUGUGAUCGAUCUCGAUCAGCUGUUAUUGAUGUUGUGAUCUUGAUUGCUGUUAUUGGUGCUUGUGGGUUCUUGUUAUUUCCUUAUAUCAAGUUUGUAACUCUCAAUUUCAUUGAAUUUGUCGGCACCGUUCAUUAUGUGGUCAAGGAGGAGCUUAUGAGAAAUCCAAUGAUAUAUGCAUCUAUAGGGGUUAGUACGUUUUGUGCUGCAAUAGCUGCAUGGAUAGUACUGAUAUGCACAGCUAGGAAAUGUGGGAAUCCAAAUUGUAAGGGCCUAAGGAAGGCAGCUGAAUUUGAUAUUCAGCUGGAGACAGAGGAGUGUGUGAAGAAUUCAAAUGGUACUUUGGUGAAAGAUGGGGUGAAAAGGGGUUUAUUUGAAUUGCCUCGUGAUCACCAUCGUGAAUUGGAGGCUGAACUGAAGAAGAUGGCACCACCAAAUGGAAGAGCUGUUCUUGUGUUUCGAGCAAGAUGUGGAUGUUCUGUUGGGAGAUUGGAAGUGCCGGGGCCAAAGAAGCAGAAGAAGAUCAAGAAGUAGGACUUAUUAUAUUUCUUAAUUUUAUAGGAGGGAUAUAACCAAUGUAGGAGUAGUAUAUUUCUUCAAGCAAAUCGACUUCGAUUCUUGAAUAAUCUAUGCAGGAGCUACCUAGUCCUUAAAUAAGCUAAUGGCAAUAAGUUGUAAGAGAUUUAUAUAUACAUUUGGUUACAGUGGAGAAUAUAAGAAUCCUUUCUUUUAUUAA